Molecule: messenger RNA, 2410 nt
Organism: Xyrauchen texanus (razorback sucker)
Lineage: Eukaryota; Metazoa; Chordata; Actinopteri; Cypriniformes; Catostomidae
Gene: smg9
Product: SMG9 nonsense mediated mRNA decay factor
Exons: 13
Coding region: 335-1849 (504 amino acids)
Biological process (GO): nuclear-transcribed mRNA catabolic process, nonsense-mediated decay
Source: RefSeq, a predicted model, not a curated record
CAGCGUGUCGUGGUUGUUUAUCCUUUCUCUGCAGAGAUAAAAUACAUUUAAUAGAGAAAAUACGUUUAAUAUCAUGCAAGCCGACGUUGCUAUUUAAGCUUAGAUUGUUUAGUAAUGCAGACCGAAAAUGUCAGAUAUUAGUCAUUACUAGUAUUUCUUGAUUUGUGAUAUUCAUACACUGUUAAACAUUAUACAAUUAAUCUGUAAUACCCUAGUUAUAGAUCAUACAUAAUGGUAUAUAUUUGAUUAGUUGACUUUGCUCUCUAAAUGUUGCAAGAAUAGUAUCGUAAUUGUCAGUAGUCAAGCCCUUUACAGUAGCAUACAUCAAACGGCCAUGUCUGAGUCUGGUCACAGCCAGCCGGGUAUCUACGGACAGGGGAGGAGGAGAAGGCGAAGGCGAGACAGAGAUCCGGGCCCGCCUGGUCAAAACCUCUCCGGCCCGAGCCGUGAUCGAGACUAUGUGGCCCGUGAGCGCAGGGAUGGCAGUGAGGAACCUACAGGUCCUCUUUUGCAGAAGACCCCUAUUAUUCUCGCCAAACCUCCUGGAGAGAGAUCCAAAACAAGUGCAACUGUGAGUGGAGGCCCAUCUUUGGAAAAGCCGAUCAUGCUCAUUAAGACCAGAGAGGAGGGAGGUAAACCUGGAACUGCCCCUGAGGUGGCUCCUUCAGUCUCGGGAGCAGGGACAGCCAAACUAGAGAGGGAAGGCCAGCGCCCCACCCAGCCUGUGUAUCAGAUCCAGAACCGAGGCAUGGGCUCAGCUGCGUCCGGUGGAGCUGUCGAUCCUGGGAUUGGUCAGACUAAACUUCUCCCACCUGAGAAGAUGAAGCACAGCUUAAAGCUAGUAGAUGACCAAAUGAAUUGGUGUGACAACGCUAUGGAGUAUCUGCGAGACCAGACAGAUAUGUUGGUAGUGGGUGUUAUUGGGCUACAAGGCACAGGCAAGUCCACCGUCAUGUCUCUCCUCUCAGCUAACAGCCCGGAGGAGGACCAGAGGGCUUAUGUAUUCAGACCACAGACACAAGAGAUCAAGGAGAGAGCUGGGAACCAAAGCAGUGGAAUCGAUUUCUACAUCACUCAAGAGAGAGUCAUCUUUCUAGACACACAGCCAGUUUUGAGCCCCUCUAUUUUGGAUCAUCUCAUCAACAAUGAUCGCAAGCUUCCUCCCGAGUACAAUCUCCCACAUACCUAUGUGGAGAUGCAGUCUCUGCAGAUCACCGCCUUCCUCUUCACUGUAUGUCAUGUUGUGAUUGUGAUUCAGGACUGGUUCACUGAUAUCAACUUAUAUAGGUUUCUGCAGACUGCUGAGAUGCUGAAACCCUCAACCCCAUCUGCCAGUCAUGACAGCACUGGUUCCUCAGGGCCUGAUGAUGCCUCUGAGUACUAUCCUCACAUAGUUUUCUUGCAGAACAAAGCAAGAAGGGAGGAGUUCUGUCCACGGAACCUGAAGAAGAUGUAUAUGGCAAUUGACAAACUUAUGGCCCAUUCCCACUUAAAAUAUAAAGGCACAUUGUCCAUGUUGGAUUGUAACAUAUUCCCGGGUCUGAGUAGAGACUACUUGGAGACAGAAGUCAAUCUUUUCCUUUUACCAUUUUUGGAGAAUGAUGGGGAUGAUGCUUUGACAAGAUCAGGUUCAGGUCCUCCACUUUUCUCUCUGCUGCCUGGUUACAAAGGUCAUCCCAGCUUUUCUUCACUGGUUUCUAAAUUCCGCAGUCAAAUCCUGGCUAUGUCCCGUAGUCAGCUCUCACACACAAUCCUCACUGAGAAAAACUGGUUUCACUAUGCGGCUAGAAUUUGGGAUGGUGUUAAAAAGUCCUCUGCCCUAUCUGAGUAUAGCCGGCUGCUGUCAUAGUCAUGCUGAUGUCAUGAAAACCUGCAAGUUCAUUGUUAAAGAGGACUUUGCCUCUCUCAGUUGAGGUUAUAAAGGAGGCAGUCCUCAGAAAGAACAUAGGCCCACAGAAAUGCAGUAGAUCUAGCUGGGGUGUAACUAAGUUCAGAAAAAGGGUUGCUCCACUGUGAGAUCUGAGUCACAACAGCAAAGUACAUUGGAGUUUAGGUUGGGUGGUCUGUACUGAAAUGUUUGUUUUAUGAAAAUUAGAAGUUGCCUGCAAAGGUCAUAAACAAUCCAGUCAAGAAUCAACUCAUUCUUAUUGCAAGACAUUUUGUGCAAAGAUUCAGUAAUGCAGGUAUACGGUAUAUGUUUGUUCAGUAAAAUUAUGUAAAUAAAACAGUGUUAAAAAGCAUGACCCAGCACACAACUCUCCUACAUCAGGUGUUGUUUUUUAUUUUAUUCUGUUUGAACAAAAUGAUAUAUUUUUGAGGGGACAAAAUGUGUUAAUUACUGCAUGAUUUGUUCUAUAAUGUUUCAUGAUAUAAAAGAGUAAAAUGUGCCAUCUAUGUUCAGUAGCAAAGU